This is a messenger RNA of Melopsittacus undulatus (budgerigar), 1701 nucleotides long. RefSeq names its product zinc finger protein 19-like. Gene Ontology annotation, biological process: regulation of transcription by RNA polymerase II. The record is from RefSeq and is a predicted model, not a curated record. Gene Ontology annotation, molecular function: DNA-binding transcription factor activity; RNA polymerase II cis-regulatory region sequence-specific DNA binding. The transcript is spliced from 3 exons. The coding region runs from base 1 to 1701 and encodes 566 amino acids. Lineage: Eukaryota; Metazoa; Chordata; Aves; Psittaciformes; Psittaculidae.
AUGGCGAUGCCCUUCCCCUUGGCCUCCUCUUUGCGCCGCCACCGGCGCCGCGGCCACGGCGUCCCGCGGCCCCACGCCUGCCCCCAGUGCCCGCGCGCCUACGCCGAGCGCCGCGACCUGCGCGCCCACCAGCGCGCGCACACGGGCGAGCGCCCCUUCGCCUGCGCCCAGUGCGCCAAGCGCUUCGCGCGCGCCUCCUCCCUCGCCUGCCACCGCCGCAUCCACGCGGACACCAAACCCUAUCCAUGCGGUGUAUGCGGUAAGGCCUUCACCCAACUGUCCUCCUACCAGAGCCAUUGCCGCGUGCACACGGGGGAGAGGCCAUUCCUAUGCCCGCAAUGCGGACGCACCUUCGCGGACCCCUCGAGCUACCGGCGGCACCAGCGCGGUCACAGCGGGUUGAAGCCUCACCAAUGCCAGGACUGCGGUAAAGGCUUCCGGCAGCCGGCGGACCUGGCGCUGCACCGGCGGGUGCACACGGGUGAGCGGCCCCACGCGUGUGGGGAUUGCGGUAAAGGGUUCGCGGCGUCCUGGGACCUGAAGCGGCACCGGCGCAGCCGCCACGCGGCGCUGAGGCCGCACACGUGUGGGGAGUGCGGGAAGGGGUUUGGGGACAAGGGGGCGCUGGGGAAGCACAGGAGGAGCCAUGUGGGGCUCCGGCCCCACACGUGUGGGGUGUGCGGGAAGGGGUUCGCGGCGGCCGCGGCGCUCAGGAGGCACCAGAGGAGGCAUGGGGAGGGGGGUGAGGGGGGGGUGGAUGAGGUGCAUAGGGGCGAUAUGGCCGCCAAAGCUGAGGUCCAUAUGGAUGCUAUACAUACAGGCAAUAUGGCCGCCAUACGUACAGGCAAUAUGGCUGCCAUAGAUGGAGGCAAUAUGGCCGCCAAAGCUGAGGUCCAUAUGGAUGCCAUACAUACAGGCAAUAUGGCUGCCACACAUACAGGCAAUAUGGCUGCCAAAGCAGAGGUCCAUAUGGAUGCCAUACAUACAGGCAAUAUGGCCGCUGUUGAUGGUAGCAAUAUGGGUACCAUACAUACAGGCAAUAUGGCCGCUAUACGUACAGGCCAUAUGGCUGCCAUAGAUGGAGGCAAUAUGGCCGCCAAAGCUGAGGUCCAUAUGGAUGCUAAAGGGAGGGACAAUAUGGCCGCCAUACGUAUAGUCAAUAUGGCCACUGUGGGUGGAGGCCAUAUGGCCACUAUACAUACAGUCAAUAUGGCUGCCAAAGCAGAGGUCCAUAUGGAUGGUGGAGGGGGAGGUAAUGUGACUGCCAUGGAUGGGGGCAAUAUGGCUGCCAUACAUACAGUCAAUAUGGCCACCAUACAUAUAGUCAAUAUGGCCGCCAAAGCUGAGGUCCAUAUGGAUGCUGGAGGGGGGCCCAAUAUGGCCGCCCCCAUUGGGGUUCAAUCGGGGCCCAAUAUGGCCGCCCCCAUUGGGGUUCAAGCAGGGCCCAAUAUGGCCGCCCCCAUUGGGGUUCAAUCGGGGCCCAAUAUGGCGGCCCCCAUUGGGGUCCAACCGGAAGCCAACAUGGCCGCCCCCAUUGGGGUCCAACCGGAAGCCACCAUGGCCGCCGCCAUGAUGGACGCCAAGAUGGCGGCUCCCUUCGCCUGCCCCCUGUGCCCCCGGCGCUUCCGGGCGAGGGCGGGGCUACGCAAGCACCAAUGGCGUCACGGCCCCGCGCAGGCCCCGCCCCCUGCGCCGCCUUAG